This is a messenger RNA of Penicillium manginii, 717 nucleotides long. RefSeq names its product Ran GTPase-binding protein MOG1 (gene mog1). NCBI's taxonomy places the organism in Eukaryota, Fungi, Ascomycota, Eurotiomycetes, Eurotiales, Aspergillaceae. Gene Ontology annotation, molecular function: small GTPase binding; guanyl-nucleotide exchange factor activity. The transcript has 2 exons. Gene Ontology annotation, biological process: protein import into nucleus. The record is from RefSeq and is a predicted model, not a curated record. Bases 1 to 717 code for a protein of 238 amino acids. Gene Ontology annotation, cellular component: nucleus.
AUGGCACCAACAACCGAGCAAGAUUUCUUCGGCGGGGCAAUCCGCGGAGUCAUCCCGCAACGCUGGAUGGACGCAAGCAACCUCCGCGAAAUCCCAGAUCACCAGGAACUCUUCCUUUCACCAGAGACUCUCUCCACCCUAAUCAUCGAGAUCAACCAGCGCGUCUCCCAAGAAGACGCACUCAGCACAUUCGCCACCCUCGCCCACCAGAACCCCACCCUAGCAGCAGGAAGCGCCAGCACAGCCAGCGCUUCACAGGAAACCAUCGACCAAGCCGCUGCUCUGUACCACCUGAACGAUAUCUGCGACGAGGGCGAUGCCUUGCAAGUGAUUGCUCCGCCGCAGCGGGCCAACCUCCCCCGCUUAACCGCCACCGCGCCGGCCGGGUCAUCCGUCAGUGCCUACAAGGGCGUUGUCCAGUUUCAAAAUGCGCCUAGACGGCGGGGCCAAGCCCCCGCUACAAAUGGGACAUCUGCGGCCGUUGCGGGCGCGACUACGAAUGGUGCCGGUGCGAUGACGCAGUUGACGUGCCACUAUCUACUUGUUCGUUUGGCGGCGCAGGAGACGGAUCUUUUGGUUUUCUUCAAUGUGCCUCAUGAGGAGUUUGACAAGGCUGGGGAUGCGCAGGGGCUGUCUAGGGAGGAGGCUAUUGCGGAAGAGACUGUUGCCGCGUUGGUGGAGGGUUUGGAAAUCCGGGAUUGGGGCCUGUUUGUUUAA